This is a messenger RNA of Bombyx mandarina (wild silkworm), 2212 nucleotides long. RefSeq lists its product as uncharacterized. Gene Ontology annotation, molecular function: zinc ion binding; RNA polymerase II cis-regulatory region sequence-specific DNA binding; DNA-binding transcription activator activity, RNA polymerase II-specific. Lineage: Eukaryota; Metazoa; Arthropoda; Insecta; Lepidoptera; Bombycidae. Gene Ontology annotation, biological process: regulation of transcription by RNA polymerase II. The record is from RefSeq and is a predicted model, not a curated record. Gene Ontology annotation, cellular component: nucleus.
AAUAAAAUGGUGCAGUGCUCUGGUUCUGGACUCUGGAUGCCGCGUUUUUAGUGAUUUCCUUUGACUGCUGCAAUUGUGUCACUAUCUCAGAUUUAUUGUCGAUAUUGUCAGCACUAAGUUCAUUGAAAAUGGAAACAAAUUCAAAUCCCAUAGUUGAUAUGCAAUCUUGUCGAAUAUGUCUCACUAAUAGUAAGACUUUAUGUCCAUUAUUUAGGUACAAAUUGUCUGGAAACUACGCAGAAAUGCUGACAGCAAUUGCCGAUGUAAAAGUCUCUUGUAAUGAUGGACUACCUGAAAGGAUAUGCCUUAAGUGUUGCACGACUUUGGAAAAGGCGUACUUGCUCAAGACAGUUGCUGAGAGGUCUGACAGAAAACUUAGAAAACUUUUAGCUAAAUCCAAAGGCAAUGUACUAACAAAGAAGAUAGCUUUUGACUCAUUUACUGACAUCAAAAGUGAAAUUGGAACUAUAAGUGUUAAAUCAGAACCCAAAUGGGAUUUAGAAUUGAGUCUUGACAGUGAGAAUAAAAUGCCUGUGGAAACAGUUGAUGGAAAAGAUAUUGUAAUUGCUAAUACUGUAAUAAGAAAGGUUGAUUCUACUAUGGAUGCACCAAAGGUUGAAGUUAUUGGUGAAGGCGAUGCUGCUCAGAUCACUUGGAAUAAAAGGGAACCAUCAGAGGAUUCUGAUGACGACUAUGUGGAUGCUGCUGUCCGAGAUGAUGAUGACGAUGACGAUUACGUCCCACCAGUGGAAAAUAAAAAAAUAAAAUUCAAGAAACCAAAACUGUCUGAAAUCAAGGUUUUCAAGGAGAAACCCAUUGUACGUAAAAUCAAAGUGAUCAAAAGGUACCGAUCAGAUGACAAUGGUUCGAAUUUAUCUAAUUUCAACACAAAAACAACUUCGAUUACAUGUUAUCCCAUUUUAAAGAAUGGCACAAGAGGAUCACCUAUCAUCUUGAAACGCCCUAAAGAUUCAACAUUACUAAAGGUGCACUCAUCAUAUAAGCCUAGAACACAAUCUACAGUUGAUGGACCAAAGGCUAUGCAUAGAGAAAAACCUAUACGCAUGGUAAAAACUGCAACUCCAAAACAGAAGGAAAAACUUGUUUGUCCUGUUUGUGGUAUACUAACAUUUACUUUGGGUAACCAUAUGUCAACUCACCAAGAGAAAAAGCGAUUUGCAUGCCCUCAAUGUCCUAGGACAUUUGCUCAAAAGACAAAUCUUCAGACUCACGUUAAACAGCAUACUGGUAUAAAGGAUCACAUUUGCGAGGUGUGCGGAGCUGGUUUCUAUAGUCAGAAAUCAUUAGUCAGACACAAUUUAAUUCACAGAGGAGAAAGGCCGUUCUCGUGUAAUUUGUGCAGCAAACGAUUCAUUGCUCGUUGCGAUCUGAAUCGUCAUCUGCGAAUUCACUCCGGUUACAAACCGUUCAAGUGUAACACGUGCACGAUGUCGUUCAAUGCGAAACAUCAGUUACAGAAUCACGAGAGGAUGCACACUGGGGAGCGUCCGUACACUUGUCAGGUAUGCAACGUUGCCUUCAGCUACAAAGUGAACCUGAACAAUCACGUUUUCAAAGCGCACGGCAUAAAUUUGAAGUUCAAAUCUAUUCACACGGUCACGGAAGAUAUUCUGCGUAGAGAGAUGGGAUUGGAGAACGAAGCGAAUCUUACCAUAGCGCACAUAAUACCGCAAGUGGGAGAAGUGCCGGCCGCAGCCGCACACGAAACCGUUAAUCAUACGUCUGAAUAUUGAUUUUGUGUUUAUAUUCAUUCUCGUUACGUCACUACGGACUACUACAUGGUUAUUGGAUUAUACAGGGCGGGAACGACGGUAUCUUUUUUUUUAAAGGGAUUUUAUGACCUGGUAACUAAGACCUUUAGGUCAAAAUGACGGUAUCGCUUUAAAUCGAACGACCUCAAUGUUGUAAUGUUUCAAGGCCGCACACAAAAUACCAUACGAAUAGCCUAGACCAGCGGCUCUCAACAUUAAAGGCUAAUAAUAAACAUUAGCAUCGCAAUCAAAUUAUUUUAGACAAAUCCGAAACACCCCUACUUACUUAUAUACAAGAAUAUUGAUAGUUCAAGUGAAGGCACCAUUCUUAAAUUAUACAUCACUAGCUGACCCGGCAGACUUCGUAGUACCUCAAUCGAUAAAAUGAAAUAAACGACCUAAGCUUUUGUAUAAAAUAAACUUAAAACAAACAAAAAGAA